This is a messenger RNA of Zophobas morio, 453 nucleotides long. Its product is annotated as cuticle protein 64-like. The record is from RefSeq and is a predicted model, not a curated record. The transcript has a single exon. Lineage: Eukaryota; Metazoa; Arthropoda; Insecta; Coleoptera; Tenebrionidae. Bases 1 to 453 code for a protein of 150 amino acids.
AUGUUCAAAAUCGUAGUACUGUCUUGUUUAGUCGCAUACGCAACAGCUAAACCCGGACUUAUUCACGGAGUUUCUGCUCCGGUUGCUGUUGCUGCUCCUGCUGUCGCCGUGGCUGCUCCACCCGUAGUAGUUCCAACUGCUGUUAGUCAACAGUCCAGACACGACAUCAUCAGUCCAGGACUCAUAACCUACACCACGGCCCACAUCGCUCCCGUGCUUGCAGCUGCCCCAGUCGUAGCUACUGCUCCUGUGCUAGCUGCCGCUCCAGUGAGAAUUUCAAGUGCAGCAACUUCAAGAUUCGAUGUACGUCAGCCAGUGGCCGCAGGAAUUGCUGCUGCUCCAAUUUCUGUAGGAGGUGUAGGUUAUGGAAAUGCUUUAGGAGGAGGGUUAACUUUUGGAGGUAUAGGGGUAGGAGGUGGAACUGGUUUUGGAGGUCACGGAUAUGGAAAAUAA